Messenger RNA from Pongo pygmaeus (Bornean orangutan), 1313 nucleotides. RefSeq names its product membrane spanning 4-domains A18 (gene MS4A18). The transcript has 7 exons. NCBI's taxonomy places the organism in Eukaryota, Metazoa, Chordata, Mammalia, Primates, Hominidae. Gene Ontology annotation, biological process: cell surface receptor signaling pathway. Gene Ontology annotation, cellular component: plasma membrane. The record is from RefSeq and is a predicted model, not a curated record.
AUGACCGAACAGGUGAUUGGCGCCAACAGUGUACCUGGCAUUAUUGCCCCAGGUAAUGUUCAUGUCAUCCAGCCCAGCUAACCUGUGGCCUCUGGAAGUCAUCUGCAGCCUUCAGAGGUGACCACUUACCCAAUGUCACCAAAAGUAAUCCAGUGUGACACAGGAAGAGCAAACUUACAGAAUCUACUUGUGGUGAACCAGAACUCAGUAGCAGGUGUACAGAGUCAACCUAUUGGGUAUCAGCGACAGUAUCCAGCGGGAACAGCCAGUUUGCAGACUGUGCCUGGAGUGAUCCAAUACACACAGGGAAUGACGAAUCUCCAGACACAGCCUGGAGACCUUCAGAAUCCUCUGAAUGCUAACCCUGGGCUGACACACACCUCAAACUCAUCCCAGUGGAACACGUCAUUUGCAUCAUUUACUUCAUUCAAUCCCAAGAAAUUCAUAAAUGAGGAGGUCAGAACAUUAGGGGCCAUCCAGAUCCUCAACGGCCUGACGCACAUUUUCUCUGCAAUUAACCCUGUGCUGUAUCACUAUUCUUCUGUGACCUGGUUAACAGGGUACCCGCUCUGGGGAGGAUUAUCCUAUAUUGUAUCUGGAUCCCUUUCAGUAUGGGCUGCAAAGGACCCCAGUCCUUGUGUAGUGAACAGCAGCCUCAGCUUGAACAUCAUCAGCGCACUCUUCGCCUUUGCCGGGAUCUUCAUUAUCAUUACAGAUCUGAUCCUUUACCAUGUGACGACAUAUACAAAGGCAGUUUCUGGCAGUCUUCUCCCCUUUGCCCUCCUGGAGUUCAUCCUCACUUGUGUGGUCUCACAUUUUGGGUGCCAGGCUACCUGCUGCAGACAAUUUGAGAAUGUGACAGUGAUUCCAACCGUAUUCAGUUUCAACCCAGCCAAUACCACCACCAGCCCUGUGAACGCUACCACUGGUCCUGUCAAUGCUACCACCGGCCCUGUCAGUGCUACCAAUGGUCCUGUCAAUACUACCAUUCACCCUGUCAACACCACCACCAGCCCUGUCAAUAUUACCACUGGUCCUGUCAAUGCUAACAUUGGCCCUGUCAAUGUGACAACUGGCCCCGUUAACACUACCACUGCCCCUGCCAAAGCUACCACCAGUUAUGUCAAUGCUAUCCAUACCAGCAAUGUACCCCCGAACCCUCAUACCAAGAAAUAGCUGAUUUGCGCAGAGAUAGAUGACAUGGGAUGCCUGUCUCAAUGACAAGGGGAUACACUGUAGCAGUAUCUUUCCUUCUCCCUGAAACUUCCAUGACCAUGACCCUAGCCUUGUUGCCAGACUGAAAUGAACAAGCA